AUGGAUUAACAUUAAGAUUAAAAAGAAGAAACUUUAGCCACUCCCGGUGUCCUUGAUAAAUAUCAAGCUGCAGGAAAAGUAGCAAAUCAUGUAUUAUAACAAUUACUUGAAAAAAUAAUGCCAGGAGCCAAAAUAGUUGAAAUAUGUGAUUUUGGAGAUAAACUUAUAGAUUCUGAACUGGCUAAAUAAUUCACUAAAAAAAAACUCUAAAAAGGGCCUGCAUUCCCUACUUGUAUUUCCGUAAACGAAAUAUGUGGACAUUAUUCCCCUUUAAUUUCAGAUUCCGAAGACAAAGAAAAAGAUUAAUCUUUACUAAAAGAAGGUGAUGUAGUUAAGAUUGAUUUAGGUGCCCAAAUAGACGGAUUCAUCGCUUUAGCAGCCCAUACAGUCGUAUGUAGAAGCGAAAAAAAAUAAAAAGUCCAAGGAAGAAAAGCUGAUGUAGUAUUAGCUGCAUAUAAUGCUUUAUAGGCCUGUUUACGUACAUUAAAGCCAGGAAAUAAUAACAAUUAAACAUCCGAAAUAAUCCAAAAAGUAGUUGAUUAAUACAAAUGUAAUCCUUUAGAAGGUGUAUUAAGCCAUGAAUUGAAAAAAUACAUGAUAGACGGUAAUAACUGCAUUAUAAAUAAAGACACAUAUGACCAAAAAGUAGAUUUGCAUGAAUAUAACGUAAAUGAAGUUUACGCUUUGGACAUUAUCGUAUCUACAGGAGAUGGUAAACCUAAAGAAACUGAAUUUAGAACUACUGUAUAUAAAAGAGCUUUAGAAAAUUCAUAUAAUCUCAAAACUAAACAUGGAAGAGCUUUUUUCCAUACUCUAAUUGAAAAAUAUCCUGCUUUAUGCUUCUCUAUGAGAAAUUUUGAAGAUGAAAUUUCAACUAAAUUAGGAGUUGCGGAAUGCUUAAAACAUGAUUUGUUGAAUUCUUAUCCUGUUUUAACAGAAAAAAAAGGAGAUUUUGUUGCUUAAUUUAAAUACACUGUUGCAAUUAUGCCAAAAUAAAUAUUAACUAUUUGUGGAUUGGGAUUAGAUAUAGAAAAUUAUUUGGGGGAUAACUAAAUAACAGAUGAAACUAUAAAAACAUUGUUAGAAACACCAAUUACAAAAAAAAAAUGAAAAUUAUUUUUAUUUUCUUAUAUAUAUAAAAUUAUUAUUAUAUUUUAUUAAAAUAUAUAUAUAAAUAUAUAUUUUAUUUAA
Messenger RNA from Ichthyophthirius multifiliis, 1191 nucleotides. RefSeq lists its product as hypothetical. The record is from RefSeq and is a predicted model, not a curated record. The transcript is spliced from 4 exons. Lineage: Eukaryota; Ciliophora; Oligohymenophorea; Hymenostomatida.